AAGAUAAUUUGUAAAUUCAAAAACAAAAUUAUAAUGAAAAAUUUUCAUUCCACUCAAAAGACCCUACAAAUUGAACUGUUCACAGCAAUGUCCUAACAUUCCGGCGAACGAGGGACACAGAAACUUGACUUCCUGUCGCUCAAAUCGUCAACUCUUCAUUCUUGAUGUUGCUUGUUAUCUGUCCAUGGUGGUGAAACAAAAGUAUACCCACGUAUGCAUAUUCUUCUCUGAUCUGCUUCGCUACUCAAUAUUUUCCUGUCAAUACUCAAAACUAUCUACUCACGUCCUCUCAAAACCCAACCGAAAAGACCACAAAGCAAGCAGCUUUCUUGUUUACUGCAAUUCUCAGAUUACUAAAAACGGAAGAAAUGGCAAUAUUGAAGAAGCCGAGUCUAUAUUUAACCGAAUGUCUUCUAGAAAUACAAUCUCUUGGACUGCUAUGCUCACGGCGUAUGCAGAAAAUGGUAAAAUUACGAAAGCAAGGAAACUGUUCGACGAAAUGCCUGACAGAACAACUGCUUCUUAUAAUGCCAUGAUAACGGGAUAUAUUAGAAACAACCGUAAUGUGGAUGAAGCUUAUGGAUUGUUUUGUGAGCUAAUUGAGAAGAACCCGGUUUCUUUUGCGGCAAUGAUCACGGGUUUUGUUCAGGCAAAGAUGUUUGAUAAAGCGAAGGAUUUGUAUGCUGAAAUGCCGGCUGAUUGGCGGGACCCGGUUUGUUCCAAUGCUUUGAUAAGUGGAUACUUGAAAAUGGGAAGAUUGGAAGAUGCAGUUCGAGUUUUCGACCAUAUGGUGGAGAGAGAUGUGGUUUCUUGGACCUCUAUGGUUGAUGGGUAUUGCAAGAUAGGAAGAAUUGUUGAUGCUAGUGGUUUGUUUAGGAGAAUGCCGGAGAGAAAUGUGGUUACUUGGACGGCGAUGAUAAAUGGGUAUUUUAAGGUGGGAUUUUUUGAAAAUGGGUUUGGCUUAUUUCUUAGUAUGAGACAGGAAGGAUUAGUGCGUGUUAAUUCUACUACCUUGACUGUAAUGUUUGAUGCUUGUGGCAAUUUUGGCAGAUUUCGCGAGGGGAUUCAGGUGCAUGCACUGGUUGUCCGCAUGGGAUAUGAACAAGAUUUAUUUCUUCGGAAUUCUAUCAUUACCAUGUAUUGCAGAUUUGGUUGUACCAAUGUGGCCAAGGUAUUUUUUCAAAUGAUGUGCAUCAGAGAUGUUAUUUCUUGGAAUUCCUUGAUUGCUGGUUAUAUCCAAUGUCAUGAAAUUGAAGAAGCUUAUGAACUUUUUCAGAAGAUGCCCAGAAAAGAUAUAGUUUCUUGGACAACCAUGAUCACCGGAUUCUCUAGAUUAGGAAAUGUUGACAGAUGCAUCGAGCUGUUUGGGAUGAUGCCUGAGAAAGAUGAUAUUGCAUGGACUGCUGUAAUUUCUGGGCUUGUAAGCAAUGAGGAGCAGGAGGUCGCAUUUCACUGGUUCAUUGAGAUGCUUCGGAAGGCAGUUAGGCCAAAUCCUGUUACUUUCAGCAUUUUGCUCAGUGCUUCAGCUGGUUUGGCAACCUUAAGCCUUGGGCAACAGAUCCAGGCUCAAGUAUUAAAGAUAGAUAUGGAAUUUGAAGUGUCCAUUCAGAAUUCACUUGUCUCAUUGUAUUCAAAGUGUGGAAAUGUGGAUGACGCUUACCAGGUAUUUACAAGUAUUAUUGAGCCCAAUGUUGUUUCUUUUAACUCGAUGAUUUCUGGGUUUGCUCAAAAUGGACUUGGGAAAGAAGCUCUCAACUUAUUUGCAAAAAUGGAGAAUGAAGGGCAGGAUCCCAACGAGGUAACAUUUCUUGCUGUUCUAUCGGCUUGUACUCAUGUCGGAUUAGUAGAGGUAGGAUGGAAACAAUUUAAAUCAAUGAAAUCUUCAUAUGGCAUAGAACCAGGGCCCGAUCACUAUGCAUGCAUGGUUGAUCUCCUUGGUCGAGCUGGAUUUCUGGAUGAAGCAACUGAUCUGAUCUCUUCAAUGCCUUUUAAAUCUCAUCCUGGGGUUUGGGGAGCCCUUCUUGGAGCUAGCAAGACUCAUUUCCGUCUUGACCUUGCAGAGCUUGCAGCUCAGAAGCUUAUGGAGUUGGAGCCUGAUAGUGCAACCCCAUAUGUGGUCUUGUCCCACUUGUAUUCUGUUGUUGGAAAAAAGAAGGAUGGUGAUCAACUAAGGAAUGCAAAGAAAUCCAGGGGCAUAAGGAAGAGCCCGGGAUGCAGUUGGAUUGUUUUGAAGGACAAAGUUCAUCUGUUUCUUGCAGGUGAUCAAUCUCAUAUGUAUUUAGAAGAGACUAAACUUAUACUGCAAACAAUUGCAAAUGAGCUAGAAGAAGAGCUGGAUGUGUAAUAUUUGUAAGUUUCUUGAUAAAAAGUCGCAGAAAUCUCUCUGGUUGUGAUAAGCUCAACCAUCAGGAUUCAAACUGGAAGAAUUUUCUUCCAAAGUUUUGCGAUCAUAAUUUCAUGCUUGACCAUACACGAAAUACAGAUUAGUAGGGAGACAAACUGGGAAAAGAGUAUUUUUCGUCCUUGCUGAAGCAUUUAUGUGUAGUGGGUGGAGCUCACUUCCUAAAUCUGCCUUUCUUUUCUUCUCUUUACUGCUAGAGUCAACACUUGCUCUACCAGUGAUUCCAGCUCCGUAUCUCCACUAUUAAAAUUGUCAAAAUUGCUUCCUCCGUCACGGAUUUGCAAGCAGCACUAGCUAGAGGUAGUAAAUCCACCAAGCUUACCUAUUUACCAUGUUUUUCAGCAUUUUCCCACAUGUUUUCCUCAAUCAACUACAUAUGUUAUUCGAUGAAGAAAAGUGGUAGAUAUCCGUUAACAAUCGUGAGAUAGCAAGCGGUCCUAGAUGCUUUUAUCAUUGAAGUAAAUGUGAAUCUUUAUGGUAUUCACGUAUGAGAAGUAUAAAGAUAUCUUUUGUGAAAUAUGGAAAACUUUAUGAUGAUUUGGAUACAAUGUUGCUGUUUUCUCAGGUUCAGGCAGGCACCACAAUAGAAGCGCCCUUGGAUUUCAGCUAUUGAAUCAAUUUGGUCCUUGUCUUUUUCCUUUUUAUAUAUUUGUAUACACAUUAAAACAUAUAUCUAUAUAUAAGAUCAUAUAUUUAUUGUCUC
Molecule: messenger RNA, 3104 nt
Organism: Carica papaya (papaya)
Lineage: Eukaryota; Viridiplantae; Streptophyta; Magnoliopsida; Brassicales; Caricaceae
Source: RefSeq, a predicted model, not a curated record